Messenger RNA from Lottia gigantea (owl limpet), 1175 nucleotides. RefSeq lists its product as hypothetical. The transcript has 2 exons. The record is from RefSeq and is a predicted model, not a curated record. Bases 169 to 417 code for a protein of 82 amino acids. Lineage: Eukaryota; Metazoa; Mollusca; Gastropoda; Lottiidae.
CGUCAGAGUUAUACUGUGUGGAAAUCACAGUUCAUAGACAGAUCUCCAAAACUAUUCCGUGCCAGUAAACCAAUCCUGUCUCGUGACGGUUCUGACAACAAGUUAACAUCAGAACGGAAACAGAGAAUAGACGAUGCCUUAGAUUGGCUGAGAAAGGAAUUGCAUGAAAUGAGAGUUCAGGAUCAGGAAUUAGCCAGACAGUUUUUAUCCCUGAAACAGGACAUACAACAACUCAAACUGACCAAAAGUUGUGAGGAACACGAGGAGAUGUUAGAGGACAUUCAAUGUGAACUUCAAGAACUGGACGAUCUUCCUGAUGUUCUUGAUCUUCCAGCGUAUAAAACAGGGGACAAUCCUUUAAAACAUCUUGGAGUGACACGAAUGAACCUUCAUAGCCGUAGAUUUUCUACAUGUUAGCGAAUGGGACUUUGAAUAGUUGAAAAUUUGAAUGUGAACUCGAGGAACAUCCUUGAUUUUCGAGCAUGUGAAAUAACGGACAAUCCUUAAGUUCCUUGAUAAUUCAAUGGGAACUUCAAGAAUGCAUUUAAUAACAAGGUGCUUGUGAUUUUGUGAACCAAGGAAUUUCUCCAUAAAAAAGGGGGAAUAACUCAUGGAGCAUCAGAGAAGUGUUCUUAAUCUAUUGUGAAUGUGAGAUUCAGCUUUUAAUGUGAACAUUUUAUGGGCUUGAGACACCCAGAAAAUUUUAGGACUGGAUGAUGACAGGUGAUGUUCUUGCACAUCCAGUACCUCGCUACAAACAUUAACAGAAGAACUUCAAAAGAAGGUGUUGUUAAUGCAGCAUGGAGUGGUCACCCGUCUUGAACACAUGGAGUCACUGUGCAUGACUGGAAUAAUAAACUCAGUAUCCCAAUCUGGGUUCUUGUAUUCAUGCUUAUAAUUAUGAAAGAAAGAAAGAAUGAAUGAAUGAAUAAAUGAAGGAAUGAGAGAAUGAAUGAAAAGAAUGAAUGAAUAAACAAAUUAAUUACUCACUGAAUUGAUCACAAAAAUGAUUAAUGAACAAAUAAAUGAAUGAACAAAUAAAUGAAUGAAUGAAUGAAUGAAUGAAUGAAUGAAUGAAUGAAUGAAUGAAUGAAUGAAUAUUAUCGUGUUUUAUCAGGAAGAAAAGUUAUUGAUGUAAAAUAAAAUGUAAAAUAAAAUAAAUUAUUUAUCUAAGC